Messenger RNA from Lepisosteus oculatus (spotted gar), 2515 nucleotides. The record is from RefSeq and is a predicted model, not a curated record. Lineage: Eukaryota; Metazoa; Chordata; Actinopteri; Semionotiformes; Lepisosteidae.
GCUGUUGUUGCUGCGCCGGGAAGCAAACUGAUUAAACGGAUCAAUCAUUCAUUCCCUCUCCUGUCGGGUACUUUAAAGCAGCAAUAUGACAUCUGUGAGCUCCGGCAGUGACUCAACAGCUAAGGGAGAGCUAAGGCGAGUGGAAGAGGUCGCUGAGAGGGAAAGGGAAAAUGCUGAUGUCAUCACAGGAUGUGCAAUUGAGCAAAUCUUUAUCUAGUUACCCUGGUGAGAGCCACCCGUCCACAAGUCACAGCUCUAAAGAAAAUCUACUGAGUAAGGGAAGUGGACAAAGCAGGGAUCCUAAUCCAAGAUCUUCUUACAGGAGCAACCUGGAUGCAGAGAAACUUCAAAAGGAGAACAUUAAGCUUAAACGAGAGCUCCAGGAUUUAAAGGGCCAGUAUCAGCAGUUGCUUGAGGAGGGAAAGGAAGAGAAGUUUGAGGAAAGACGUGUAAACCUUCUGAAGGCUCAGGUGAUGCAGCUGGAGAGACAGGUCAUCCUACUGGCAGAAGGAUUAAGUUCUCAGGCGUGUCGCGGUCUUGAGGUGGAGAAUGCCCUUGAAUCUCUCACAGACAGACUGAGAUCUCUGCUAAGCCUUGAGAAUUAUUCAUCAGAAGUCUUCAUUGCACGGGCAGAGCUUAUUCAAUUGAUUGAAAAAUGUCAAAAUAUCCAACAAAAACUGCACAAAAACAACAAGGUGGCCAACGUGGAGAAUCUCGCAAUGCCCUGGUUGUUGUCUGGAAGAAAUCUGACCAAAGAGCCAGUGACGCUGUUGGAUCUUUGCUAUGGGAAGACAAAUAACUUGAACAUUCAGCAAGUGAGCAUCUUGGAAUCAAAGCUUAGCCAGCUGUUCAAACACCUGCAUGGAAUGAGGCACACACUGGGCUUUAUUCUUGCCCCAGGACCAGACUGCAGUGAACAAGCCAGGCAGCUCCUCCCACCAGCCAUGUAUGCCAGGCUGUUAAACCAUGUGAACCGUUGCAGCCAGCCUCUUGAGGACUGCUGCUUGGACCUGCUGACCUUAUCUCUAAUAGUGCCUUCCGCACCAUGGGCGAGAAGGGAGCAGCGGGUGAGCCAGGGGCUGACUGCGGAGAACGUGCUUUCAGUGCUGCCGGCCUUCCCAAAAGGAGCCCCUCAGCAGCGGGCACGUCGAGCCGCAGAGGCCCUGGUGAAGGCUGCAAAUUACUCCCGACUGAUGGCUGUGCAGCAGGUGGAAGCAUUGCAGGCAGAGCUGGAGUUUCAUAGGAGCUUAUACAACCUUCAAGUCAAAUACACUGAAUCUUUGAUCCAGGGGAUUAGACAGGCCUACAGAGCUUUUCAGGACAAUGUUGCUGAGAGUUUGUGUGCUCCUUUGCAAGAUGUACUUUCGUGUUAUACUGUUUUGAAAAGCACCGCUUCAGAGGCAGCUCUGCGAGACUUUCUCACAGCCUUUAAAACCAACUCUGAGCAGAUCCAAGAAGCAGUGGAAGCACUGAAGCCUUCAAAGAAUGAAGGAGACGAGGCCCUCUCUAGGUAUGGGAAAGAGUUCUUCCAUUCUGUGGAACAGCUGCUUAAGGACUGUGGAGAGCAAAGAGACAGAGCGUCCAGUGAACUAAGCAUAUUGAAGACAGAAUAUACACAAGCUUUAGAGAGCCUGCAAUCCUUCAAGAAGGAGCGCAAAGAGAAGAAUGCGGGCCCCAGCCAAAACACCGAAACAGCUGAAGCUAUGAGUUCGGAAUGGCUGGAAAGGGGCAGCCAGAGCAAGAAUAAAGAAGAUGAAGAACGUGCAGCACCUGCUCUGAAGCCACCUUCUGUUGCUCUAGAGCAACCAAAACUGAACACACUCAAAAAGGCCUCACCCGUUGACUUGGCAACUCCUGAGUGUGGCGACUCUCAGCAGUCCCAGCCGCUUCAGAGGCCAUUCAAUCACAAAAGAGGAAAAAGCCCACACAGGAGCAAGAGCAUGAAGGCGCAGUCCAGGUCAUCUUUGCAGAAGAAGGAGGAGGCUAAAUAGAACUUCAGCAUCUGAAGCUUAGCUUUGCCUUGUCCUCAAAACAUAUCAGUGAGAAGUAGAGCACAAAAUAAGGCUGAGAACGACCUAGGUUAAUAGCUUGCGGAAAAAGCUCUCCAAGUGCUGAAUGUACUACCGCUUCCUAAGGAAAUGAAAAGCACUUAGGAGCCUUGUUUUCUGGUGUCAUGCAAAGUACACGUCUGUUUUUAUCAGCUUUCACUGCUCCACUGGUGCGUGCAUGGAUUUCCAGGAUGGGUGGAAGAAACAGCACCUGUCUAUAUGUUUUAAACCUUUUUUAUGAAUAUUGGCUUCACUUUUUUCCAGAGCUAAAUAAAAAAACUGCAAGUGCCUAGUUUUGGAGGUCGUGUGGAGCUUUUAGUAUGAUGUUAAAGACUGAAAGACUGCAUUAAUGUUUUAAAGGUUCAAUGUGUGUGUUCUAUGAGUUAAUUACUUACAUGAUAUCCCUAAGGGUAUGGAUUUUCCUGGAAAUUUUUAUAUGAAAAAUAAAUGUAUCUCUUUUUUGAUAA